Messenger RNA from Thamnophis elegans (Western terrestrial garter snake), 1057 nucleotides. RefSeq names its product sperm associated antigen 8 (gene SPAG8). The transcript has 8 exons. The record is from RefSeq and is a predicted model, not a curated record. Bases 113 to 1057 code for a protein of 314 amino acids. Gene Ontology annotation, biological process: positive regulation of transcription by RNA polymerase II. Gene Ontology annotation, cellular component: nucleus; cytoplasm. NCBI's taxonomy places the organism in Eukaryota, Metazoa, Chordata, Lepidosauria, Squamata, Natricidae. Gene Ontology annotation, molecular function: microtubule binding.
UCCUCCUCCUCGUCCUCAGCCAACCAACGGCCGCUCCUUCGCUCGCCCGCUCCCCAGGGCCGCCCGCGCCGGGUUCCGCGUCUCCGUGGAGACCAGCCAAGCGUUGGCCGCGAUGGAGGCGGACAGCCAGGAGGAGCCCCGCGGGAUCCCGGCGGAGACGGCCCCCUGUCCUGCGGAGAGGCCGCCGGAGCCCGAGGCAGACCGCAGACCGCAGAGACGCACCCGGUGGCUGCCGCCCUGCCAUGGCGUGCCCGGGCCGUACCUGGGGGAGCUGCCGGCCGCCGAUCUGGAGCCGCCCCUGCCCUGCGUCCCGGAGGCGCCGAGGGAGCCGCCCGCCCGCGGCCAGUGCCUAAUGCACAACUGGCAGGAAGAGAGAGCCACCAAUGAUCUGGACCAUGUGCCGAGACCCGAGUAUGGCACCGAGGGCUUUUUCUACCGGCAUGGCCAUCCUGGCCUCCUUACCCUUGACUUCCUGGCUGGCACCCCCCACCACCACGAUGAAGGACUCCUAUCCUCGACCCGUGAAAACGGGGCUCCCUGUGCGAGGGAAACGAGAGGCCAUGAUGGAGCAUCUCCUGUACCAGAAACACAGGUAAAGACCAUGAGCUUCUCCCCCCCCCCCGCCCGCCACUUAGCACCCAGGCAUUGCUGUGGGCCGUCAAGGUGGUUUGGGGAGCAGGUUGACCCCCUCGUCCCUGAGGCAGCCUCACAGGUAUUGGAAGGCUGCUAUCGUAUCCACCCUGGUCCAUUAAGCACCAGCCUCUUGGCGGGCGACACCCACCCUCCGCCUGAGCCCAUGGAGUCCCUCUCCAUCACCCACCGGGACUACAGGCAGGAGGGCUUCCAUUCUGCCCCCCUGCCCCCCACCCAGCCCCACGACUACCGGCUGGAACAACCACAGACCUUCUGGCUUGAACAUGCCCGGCAGGUGCCGGGCACCUCCAGCAUCCGGACUGGCGACACCCCUUUCAGGAAGUGUGCGACGUUCACCACCCCCCUCCCGGAAUGCCUCGACCAGCCGUCGCUGUACAGCCCAGAAAACUGCCCCAAUCUGUGA